Microbotryum saponariae is the source of this 966-nucleotide messenger RNA. The record is from the annotation of a GenBank genome assembly. NCBI's taxonomy places the organism in Eukaryota, Fungi, Basidiomycota, Microbotryomycetes, Microbotryales, Microbotryaceae.
AUGGCCGUUGAGGCCCAAGGCUGCUUCGCCCUUCUCAGCGCUCUAGGUCCAGAAGUGGAGACUUUGAAGAUGCGGGAUUUGCGAAUGGUGACAAGCGAGGCGAUCAAGCUGGUGGCGCCAAUCUGGCGCAUGAAUGCAUUCACGGUAAGUAAGUUGGCACGCUGAGCAUCUGAACUAACGCUAAAGUAUCUCACAUCACGCGUACAGCCGCUGGCACGGCCUCCGUUUGUUCCGACCGGAGGCCUCCGCGGACUGACACUUGCAGACGGACACGUCUCAGCCGAGUUCAUGUUCGCCAUUACACAUAACUGCCCAUUACUUGAGACGUGAGUUUAGUCAAAUUGCCCGCCCACAGCACCUGAUUCUUUGAUUUCCGUCGCAGACUCGUCGUUGAGCCAUGGGUAAUCACGAUCAAUCACCGGCCAUCUGUUGUGCAGCUCGACAUGGCUCGAUUCAUCCAAUCUCUCAACCCCGUCACAUUGCGCAAUUUCUAUUGGGGCGGGGGAAUCCCUCUGACACAGGCUGCGGCCAGCGUUUUCGAUACCAUUCUCGACAUCCUACCCGGACUGCAGGAACUUGGGGUCCCCCUCAAAUUCUUCUCGUCAGUGCAGCUCUCUGAACAGUAUGCGCAGAUGACGAUAGGUCAAACUUGAUCUGUUCCCCUCCCACAGCCUCGUUCUUGCUCAGACAUUGAGCAACAGCAAGCUCCAGCGCCUCACUUUGAUUCCCUCGUCCCGAGCCCUCGGUGGAAUUGAUGCUCCUGCGCUUGUGGCCAGAUCGGAAGAAAUCGUGCGCGCACUCGGCGUUGCCAUGGUCGAAUUUUCGUCAUCGGGGGUGGAAUGGGAGGCAAGGGAUGGCGUCGAUUCGUUCAUCGGUUAUGAGGGUGUGAAAAAAAUGUUGGCGCUGGCCAAGGCUAGGCUUGAUGCGGGUGUGCGAUAUGAAGACCCGUCGGCCGCAAAGGCGUGA